UUCCACCCCUGCUGCUUGUCCUUAUGUGUUAUGCUUCCACGAGCAUAUGUAGAUAACAACAUGAUGGGCUGUGGAGAGAGUUGGACAAAGAUCACGCUGCUGAUUGCCAUUUUGGCAAUCUUAAAGGCGCAGGCUGCUCCGAAACUGACAGGUGAUAAUGCAGACGAUGGUGAACUAAGGGAUGACAUACCGGAGAUUAAUAAAGGCUUAAAACAUCUUUUUGAGGGAGACAUUGCUGGUGAUCCCAGGAGAAAUGCAAUCGUUGAUCAAACAAGGAGAUGGAAGUUUCCUAUUCCAUACAUCCUGACGGAUUCAUUAGAGUUGAAUGCGAAAGGGGUAAUACUCCAGGCUUUUGAGGAAUACCGUUUAAGAUCCUGUGUGGACUUCAAGCCCUAUGAGGGCGAGGCAAGCUACAUCUCCUUCACAAAACUCUCCGGAUGCUGGUCAUACGUCGGAGAUGACAAAGUGGGCCAAAAUGUGUCCAUCGGGGCCCGGUGUGACACUAAGGCCAUCGUGCAGCACGAGCUCUUGCACGCUCUCGGCUUUUACCAUGAACAGUCGCGCUCCGACAGAGACGACUACGUCGAGAUCUGGUGGGACCAGAUUGAAGAAGGGAUGGAGCACAAUUUCGUCAAGUAUGAGGACGACUUCAUCACUGAUCUGAACACUGCGUAUGAUUAUGAGUCCAUCAUGCACUACAGGCCCUUGUCCUUCAACAAGAAUGAGAGCAUCCCGACAAUCACCACCUCCAUUCCGUUUUUUAAUGAAGUCAUCGGCCAGCGACUGGACUUCAGUGCCGUGGAUAUCACAAGGCUCAACCGCAUGUACAGCUGUGCAAACACGCACACUCUUCUGGACCAAUGUUCCUUUGAACUGAACAACAUCUGUGGAAUGAUCCAGAAUGAGGACGACGGUGCCGACUGGGUCCAGAUGUUGAGUACUCCCGCUGAUACAGAUCACACCCUUGCGGGGCGCUGCAGAGAUUCUGGCUACUUCAUGAAGUUUGACGCAUCUUCUGGAAAUGCUGCAAACAGCGCCUUGCUAGAGUCGCGUAUCCUCUACCCGAAAAGAGACGAGCAGUGUUUGCAGUUCUUCUACAAGAUGACCGGAGCAGCUGGAGAUAAACUCGUGAUUUGGGUUCGGACUGACGAUGGAACAGGGACUGUUCGCAGUGUCAGGAAGAUCCACACCAUCACUGGGGACGGAGAUGAUGCCUGGAAAAUAAGCCACGUAACACUUAGGAUGUCAAGAAGAUUCCGCUACAUCUUCCAAGGCAUCCGAGGAGCAGCCAGCUCUUCGGGGGCCAUCUUGCUUGAUGACAUCACCCUCAGUGAGACUGUUUGCCCCAGUGCUGUCUGGCAAAUCCACAACUUCCCACAGCUUCUUGCCAGCACCCCACCAGGCCGUGUCGUGAACAGCCAAUGCUUUUACAACUCUGAAGGUUACUCGUUCGGGAUAAGUCUUUACCCAAAUGGAUACGACAGCGCCUACCCAGACUAUGUGGGUCUGUUCCUACACCUGUGCAGUGGUGAAAAUGAUGCAGUGAUGCAGUGGCCGGCCCAAAACCGACAGGUGACGAUUGUCGUCAUGGACCAAGAUCCCGAUGUUAAAAUGAGGAUGUCUUCUGCAAGAAGUUUCACCACUGUUGAGGACCCCCUCUGGAACAAACCAACAGCUACUUCGGGCGCAGUGUGGGAUGCCAACUGUAGCUGCUACCGGAAUGAUGGACGAGGCUGGAGAACAUUCGUUUCUCACAAGCAGCUGUACAAGAGGAGCUUCCUGAAAAAUAACGACCUCAUCGUUUUUGCUGAAUUCAAUGAUUUGACGCAUUUGAUCAAGACGGAGGUCCCCGUCAAACCUGCCCUUCCAAGCAAGGAUGUCCUGGAUGAGAAGCCAGUAGAAAUAAGCGUGGAGGUUGGAAAACCCAGGGAAGCACGUGACGCAGACCCCUGCCAUCCCAACCCCUGUAUGAACGGAGGUGUGUGCGUGCAGAGAAAUGGAGCAGCCUCAUGCAGGUGUGCUUCACGUCCGGCCACCUUCUCUACUGGUAUGUGGUGUGAGAACUUGAACAAAGAUGGGUCUGGUGGUUCUGACACAGAUACGGUUUUAAGUGGUCUGGACCGGAUGAGGAUGCCCUCACGUUCACCUGCAUCAACGCCAAGCCUGUUUUUAUUCUUCAUUGUUUUGAUAGCAGCUGCCUUACUGACUUAGACCACCAUCCCUUUUAAUUAUAUGUACAAUUUUGGAGGAACUCAUAAGAAUGUGAUUUGGUUCCAUGAACGAUUACCAUUGUCAUAACUUUAACAAUUUACAAAAAUAUAUGCUGAUGGCACGAGCAGAAUCCUUCUACUGUACUAGCAUAAAUUAAGGGACCUUUUUAAAAAAUAUUCUGAAUGAAUACAAGGAUGCCCUUCAUCAUCAUAAUUGAAA
Messenger RNA from Dunckerocampus dactyliophorus (ringed pipefish), 2430 nucleotides. It is a transcript of the gene mep1a.2, whose product is annotated as meprin A, alpha (PABA peptide hydrolase), tandem duplicate 2. Gene Ontology annotation, molecular function: metalloendopeptidase activity; zinc ion binding; protein binding. The coding region runs from base 31 to 2211 and encodes 726 amino acids. The transcript has 14 exons. Gene Ontology annotation, cellular component: membrane. NCBI's taxonomy places the organism in Eukaryota, Metazoa, Chordata, Actinopteri, Syngnathiformes, Syngnathidae. The record is from RefSeq and is a predicted model, not a curated record. Gene Ontology annotation, biological process: proteolysis.